Molecule: messenger RNA, 812 nt
Organism: Tachysurus fulvidraco (yellow catfish)
Lineage: Eukaryota; Metazoa; Chordata; Actinopteri; Siluriformes; Bagridae
Product: P-selectin-like
Exons: 3
Coding region: 57-578 (173 amino acids)
Source: RefSeq, a predicted model, not a curated record
UGGUUAUCACAGACAGGAAGACUGGAGCUGAGAGUUACAUUCUUAUUAUUCAGUUUAUGACAUGGUAUGAUGCUCGGAGCUACUGUAGGCAGCAUCAUACAGACCUGGCCAGUGUGAGAAACCCAACAGAAAACUCAAUUGUUGGGGCAUUGAACAAUUGGUUCACUUGGAUUGGCCUUGUGAGAGACCCCUGGUACUGGACAGACCAGACCACCGAUGUAUCCGUAAUUCAGUGGUCGCCUGGAAACGCUAAUGAUUAUCUGAUGAAUAAAAGUUGUGUCUAUUUAAAUGGUGGUCAAGCUAAUGUAGAACAGUGCUCAAACAUGAUGCCUUUCUUCUGUUAUGGAUUCCCAACACUGAAGAAGACCAUAAGAAUGAAGUUGAAGUCCAGUCAGGAUGUGAAUGAUCCUACAAUAAUGGCAGCCAUCGAGGAGAAGCUGAAGCAGAAACUGAAGGAUUAUGGAAUGGCUGAGAACAUCAUUGUGACAUGGAGAAAGCAACCAGAUGGAGUGGUGUUUCACAAGGAGGAGGAAAACAUUACUGCAGUGACUAACACUAGGGAGACUUGUGAUCUCUAAAUCUCAUAAUAGUGUAAAUUCUGUAGUGCACUGAUUACUUUUAGUUUGAGGACACAUAGUGUGUAAUAUUUUAGAGUUGUUAAGUAGUACUUUUACUAGUAAAAGAUCCCUGAGUUACUAAAGUCUGUGUAAAUGCUGUCACAAAUACAUGAGCAUAUACAGUAAAUGUAUGCUAAAUCUUUGCUUGUAUCAUUAAGGGAUUUUUUCACUUCUGCUUGUAAGACAGUUGGUUUA